Messenger RNA from Brugia malayi, 1851 nucleotides. Its product is annotated as metallopeptidase family M24 containing protein. Gene Ontology annotation, molecular function: metalloaminopeptidase activity. The coding region runs from base 1 to 1851 and encodes 616 amino acids. The record is from RefSeq and is a predicted model, not a curated record. Lineage: Eukaryota; Metazoa; Nematoda; Chromadorea; Rhabditida; Onchocercidae. The transcript is spliced from 14 exons.
AUGGAUCUAGCAAAUGGCAUGGUGAAUAAAAAAUUGGAAAAAUUUAGGGAGCUAUUCACACAUGAUGAUAUUGUUAAGAAUGCUAAUGGUGCUCUUGAUGCUUAUUUGUUACCAAGUACUGAUGCUCAUCAAAGUGAAUAUAUUUCGAAACGUGAUUUUCGUGUCCGUUUUCUCAGUGGAUUUUCUGGUUCAAAUGCAUUUGCUUUAAUAACACCAAAAGAAGCAAUGGUUUGGACUGAUGGUAGAUAUUUUAUACAGGCGCAAAUUGAACUGGAACCAGGAUGGAAAUUGAUGAAGGAUGGUGUUCCAAAUGCAAUUUCAACAACUGACUGGAUGAUUCAAAAUUUACACAAGGGCAGUCGAAUAGCUUUUGAUCCACAACUGUACCGGUAUGCUGAUGCAUUGCAAAUAAUCUCUGCUCUAAAGAAAGUUGAUAUUAGCGUGAUACCUUUGAAAGGUAACUUGGUCGAUUAUGUAUGGCAUGAUAGACCAGAAGAAUAUUUUGGAAAGAUUUUAGUGAUGAAUGAAAAUGAACAUGGAAUGGAAACAAGCAGGAAAAUUGAGAAAAUACGGCAUGAAUUACACUUAAAAGGCUGUAAUACAGCAAUUUUUACCGCCCUGGAUGAUAUUUCUUGGUUAUUGAAUAUUCGUGGUUCAGAUAUACCAUAUAAUCCAGUUGUUUAUGCGAUUAUUUUCAUGACUCCGGAUGAGGUACAUUUAUUUAUCAGUAAACGAAAAUUAAACAGUGCAGUAUCGAAUCAUUUAGCAAACAUUAUCAUUCAUGAAUAUAGCGAAGCAAGUGCAUGGAUUGGAGAAUGGCUUCGGAGCCAUAAAGGACAGUACAAAGUUUGUAUUCCAGACUCAACAAAUUAUGAAUUGGGAUCUUUAGUGGAAUCAAAUGAUGGCAUAGUAUUAGUUUCACCAAUCCAAUUUAUAAAAGCUAUAAAGAAUGAAACAGAAUUAAGUGGGAUGAGACGAUCAAGUAUCCGUGAUAGUGCUGCUAUAAUUGAAUAUCUUGUCUGGUUGGAAGAACAGAUUGCUGCUGGAAAAGAAAUUACUGAAGUAGCCGCUGGUGAGAAAAUGGAUACAUUUCGUAGUAGACAACCUCUUUUUGUUGAUUUAAGUUUCAAAACGAUAGCAGCAUUGAAUGAGCAUGCAGCUUUGCCACAUUAUCAAAGUACUCCAGCAACGGGUAAACAACUGCUAACCAAAAAUUGCAUGUUCUUAAUCGAUUCUGGUGGACAUUAUCGUGAUGGAACAACCGAUGUAACACGUACAAUUGCUUUUCCUGAUUUUAAGGAUAUGGAAUUCAAAAGAAUGUUUACGUUGGUCCUUAGAGGACAUAUUGCUAAUGCAAAGCUCAUUUUUCCUGAUGGUGUAAAUGGAAUACGUAUGGAUGCACUGUCAAGGCAAUAUCUCUGGAAUGAUGGAUUAGACUUUCAGCAUGGUGUAGGACACGGUGUUGGACAUUUCUUGAAUGUGCAUGAAGCACCAGUUGGUAUUACAUUUCGCAAAUACGAGAAAGAAGGUGGAAUCCAUAAAGGACAUAUAAUAACAAUUGAGCCCGGUUUCUAUGCUGAAGGCAAAUGGGGCAUAAGAAUUGAAAAUUGUUAUGAGGUUAUAACUGCUGACAAAAUGCGUUCAGGUGCGGAAAAUUUUCUGACAUUUUCACCGCUAACCUUGGUACCAAUACAAAAGUCUUUAGUGGAUAAAACAUCACUUACAACAGAAGAGGUUGAAUGGUUUAACCGUUAUCAUACAAUGUGUUUUGAAAAAGUUGGUCCUUAUUUAUUGGAAACAGGCAAAAAAAAAGAGUACGAAUGGCUUAUGAAUGCCUGCGCUCCUAUCUAA